UCCAAAUGGAGGCCAUGAUGAAACCUUCUGUGGGGUGAAAUACCUUGAAUGCAUGAAUAAUUAUGGCACUUUUAUUACUCCCAAUAAGAUCUCAUACCCAUGGGCUGAUUAUGAAUUUGACACAGAUGUCACAAACAAUGAAUACUCAUUCUCUGAUGGAGCACAUGGGCGAAACUACAAAAAUUUGGACGAUGAAUUGAAAGAAUCUCACUCCUUUGAAGAGGUACCCGAAGCAAAGGCAAAUGGGAAGCGAGAUAUUUCCCUGCCGAGAGGCAAAAAGCCAACUUUGUGCCAACUCAGCCAGAGAGAGCCACAUCCAGGCAGGCUGGAUGAACCUGACCUAGAACAGAUAAUUCUGGAAUGUGCAAAGGCAGUGGAAUCAUUUGUGGAUUCUCAAGAUUUGCCGGAUAUUGAAGUGGAACCAAAAUUGCAAUCAGUUGUUCAUGCAAACUCAGAAGGCUUGGAUAGUGCAUGGGCUUUGCUACGUCCUCAGGUUAAGGACGGCGAGCAGUUUGUGGAUGAAGUUACAGAACAUCUCACAGAAUAUCUCAUGGAAGAAACUUUGGAUGAGCUGACCAGAAUCAGAGAGCAGCAAAACCAAAGCACCAAAGAUUUGUGGAAAAAAAGGCUUGAUGGACAUCGAAUCACUCAAGACUAUACUAAAUUCGCUCAGCAAAAGAGUGGUCUACUUAAAGGGCAGAGAGGCCAUGACAAAUCCUUCAUAGAUGUUGAACUUUUAAGAAUAAACUGUGCACAACUCAAAGAUCAAAUUAGUAUUAAAAAGGGCAUCUGUCACGAAAAAGGCACAGAAAAUGUGACUGAAAAUUUAAUAGCAAAAUUCAUAGAUGAUGCAGCAAAUGUAUACACACAAAUCAAGAGAAGUAGUGAUGGAAAAUUAGAUGCAAACUGUAUCCCCUGUCCUCAGACUGCAGUGGAUUCUUUGACUCCACACAAUGAGGCGUUUAACAUGGGUAUUUUUGGAAGCAGCCAGAAUGUUGACGCUGAAAAAUUCAAACGACUCCAGUCUUCCCAGGACAGGAAAACUCCAGCACAAAGAUUUGGGUUGGACCAGUGGUGUUCAGGACUCUGGAGGCAGUCAAAUGAAACUGUUUUUGCUGUUCCUUAUAACCUCGUGGAUGUUCAGCAGUUGGUUGGCAAUGCCAUCAAUGUCCUGUGGAACCAACGUGGUCACUUUCAAGAUAGCGAUGAAAUCAAUGUGUUCGAGGCUCAAGAGUAUACCGACGAGAAGGAUGCAGAUACAGUAAGCAAGUGGGUGCACAAACAGGCUAUUUUUCAUUUGACUUCUGGUAUUUUUCAAAAACUCCUAAUGGAGGAGCCAACGCCCAACCAAUAUCCGUGGCUGAAACACAAGCCUUGGGUUGGACUCGCGUCUGGUCACGUUCCCAAUACAGAGGACAAAAGGGAUGUGAAGUCAUUCAUCCAAGGCAAAGUGGCCAAGUUACUAAAUCUGGACAAAAAUGACCUGGAAAUGAAAAGGAAGCUCCAGAAACUGACAAAGUAUUGCAAGAGCAAAAGGGACUGUGUUGACAACAUCCUGAUUCAAGAACUACAAGAAGAAGAGAGCCGGUGGGUUGAAUAUGCUGAUGAUGAACUCACUGUAAAGAUGAAGCUGACUGAGGACAUCUUUAACAUCCUGGUUCAUGAUACUGUAGAUGUCCUCAACCUCAUCUGUGACAGGAGAUCAGCAGGACAGACUCUCACAGUCUCCAGCACAAAACAGUUGAAGGUUUCUCAAAAUUGACAAUGAUAAGGUCAUGCCCUCCACUGACACCACACUAGUGACCAGCCAUUGGAGAAUACUAGAAUGAGAACCAAGAUAUUCUAUUACUCGUGCUUUCACACUGAGCUCAACCUUUCCUCGGUGCUGAUUGUUAGAGGAAAGCCCAGAUACAAAGGUAAGUCAAGAUUGGGCUCAACCUUGGUUUUUCAACCUUGGUUUUUCCGAGGCUUUGCUGUUACCACUUCAGCUUCCUAUACCAGCUUUGCUGUUGUUUUACUCCAUUGCAAACUAGAUGUUAAUUUAAAAAUAUAAUUAAGAUUAUAGGUAUACAUUGUUGUGUUUCUGUCAUUACUAGUGGUUGUUGACCAUUUGGGUCACACUCAGCAUCACCCUGUUAUGUGAUUCUACAGAAAUGAUUUGCAGUGAUUUCUAGAAGAUGCUUUUAUCUUUGUAUUUUUGCUUUUCUAUUUGUUAAAGAUUUUCCUUUUUAUAACAGAUUUGUACUGGAAUAUCUCUAUGCAUAAUGAUGAAGCAGUUCAAUUAUUCUGAAAUGUUUUCAAUUA
Messenger RNA from Carcharodon carcharias (great white shark), 2304 nucleotides. Its product is annotated as centrosome-associated protein 350-like. Gene Ontology annotation, molecular function: microtubule binding. The transcript is spliced from 6 exons. Bases 53 to 1762 code for a protein of 569 amino acids. The record is from RefSeq and is a predicted model, not a curated record. Gene Ontology annotation, cellular component: centrosome. Gene Ontology annotation, biological process: microtubule anchoring. Lineage: Eukaryota; Metazoa; Chordata; Chondrichthyes; Lamniformes; Lamnidae.